AUGCCUCGUAGUCAACCACUCAGAACAAACAGCAUGAUCAUCGUCUUUCUCAGCAUCACGGCAUAUGCUUUGGUGUCAGGUUCCUCUCUGAGGGACCAAGUUCACCAGACUCCAGCUGACAUGGUCCUGGACAACAACACAGCACAAACACCCACCAUCACCUGUCGACACACUAUUGAUGGCUACAAUCGAAUUCUUUGGUACAAACAACUGAAGAAUGGAACGAUAGUGAAGGGUCCUCAACUAGACACAGCCAUGAUCCAUGAUGUUUUCCUAACCGUCUCUUUUUCAUUGCUUUCUAUUAAAGGUCUGGCAGCGGGUAGUGAUCCACCAGUCACCCAGACCACGGUGUUGUGGAGAAAUGUGAGCCAGUCUGCCACAAUCGACUGCAACCACACAAAGGGAGCAAGCUAUAAUCAGAUGUACUGGUACCAACACGUCCCCGGUGAAGGGAUGAAGCUAAUCGUGUUCACAUCAACCAGCAGAGCCGACCACGACUUUGGAGACAACAGCCAAGAGAAAUACUCUGCCACCAAGACUGCAGCUGAGAGGGGGACUUUUACUGUGAAGCACUUGGAGGCGGUGGACAGCGCCUUGUAUUUCUGUGCCAUCUAUGAGCACAGUGGUACAGAUGAACUGCAGGGCUUCAUCAAAACCUGA
This is a messenger RNA of Lampris incognitus (smalleye Pacific opah), 660 nucleotides long. RefSeq lists its product as uncharacterized. The transcript is spliced from 4 exons. The coding region runs from base 1 to 660 and encodes 219 amino acids. Gene Ontology annotation, cellular component: plasma membrane. The record is from RefSeq and is a predicted model, not a curated record. Lineage: Eukaryota; Metazoa; Chordata; Actinopteri; Lampriformes; Lampridae. Gene Ontology annotation, biological process: cell surface receptor signaling pathway.